Ochotona princeps (American pika) is the source of this 574-nucleotide messenger RNA. RefSeq names its product SFT2 domain containing 1 (gene SFT2D1). Gene Ontology annotation, cellular component: membrane. The transcript has 8 exons. Gene Ontology annotation, biological process: vesicle-mediated transport. The record is from RefSeq and is a predicted model, not a curated record. Lineage: Eukaryota; Metazoa; Chordata; Mammalia; Lagomorpha; Ochotonidae. Bases 45 to 524 code for a protein of 159 amino acids.
GCGGGGCUGCGAGAGAGCGGGCGGCCGGCGGCCAUAGUGCGGCCAUGGACAAGCUGCGGCGGGUCCUGAGCGGCCAGGACGACGAGGAGCAGGGCCUGACCGCGCAGGUCCUGGACGCCUCAUCGCUCAGCUUUAGCACCAGAGUGAAGUGCUUUGCCAUCUGCUUCAUAGCUGGCGUUUUCUUCUCUCUCCUUGGAACUGGCCUGCUGUGGCUGCCCGGGGGCGUGAAGCUCUUCGCCGUGUUUUACACCCUUGGGAACCUCGCUGCCUUGGCCAGCACCUGCUUUCUGAUGGGACCCGUGAAGCAACUGAAGAAAAUGUUUGAACCCACAAGAUUGCUUGCCACCGUUGUUAUGCUUCUGUGUCUCUUCUGUACGCUGUGCGCUGUCUUCUGGUGGCACAAGAAGGGGUUGGCCUUAUUAUUCUGCAUACUGCAGUUCCUGUCAAUGACCUGGUACAGUCUGUCCUACAUCCCCUAUGCAAGGGACGCGGUGAUGAAGUGCUGUUCUUCUCUGCUGAGCUGAACAUGUGUGGCCCCCGCGUGACGGGCCUUGCUUGGGGAAGGCGUCUCUUC